AUGAUUCAAAUUAAGCCCUAUCCUAAAAAGGAGAGCGUCAAUGAGCUCUUCAAACCGCAGUUCGCUCUUAACUCAGGGUCACUUACCGCGCUGAACGCCGAUCUGGUUCAUGGGGAAGAGAACACUAAUGUUUGGCGUGCGUACCCAUAUUUGCUCUCUACCAGCUCGUCAGAGUAUGAAAUUAAAAUAAAUCAUGGCCUUGGAGGCGUGGUCAAUCUAAACGAUGUUCCUGGGUGCCGCAAACGGGGAAGUUUGUGCCGGAGUGUCCUGCCAAAUCUUCACUGGUGUGCGGAUCGUGAGUUGGGUGUUGCCGGUGUCAUGUUCACACAAGCCCAGCCUAUGAAGAGUCAGUUGAUUACGAAUAUGUUUCUCGAGUUGGAAGCCGCGUUAUAUCGGACUUUGUAG
Messenger RNA from Penicillium cataractarum, 405 nucleotides. RefSeq lists its product as uncharacterized. Bases 1 to 405 code for a protein of 134 amino acids. The transcript has a single exon. NCBI's taxonomy places the organism in Eukaryota, Fungi, Ascomycota, Eurotiomycetes, Eurotiales, Aspergillaceae. The record is from RefSeq and is a predicted model, not a curated record.